UCUCACUACAAUUCAAUCCAUUCAACACUUUCAUUCUCUUUCUAUUUCUCUCUCUAGAACCUUCAAUUCUUCAUCAAUGGCGUUUAAGAAAACCCUAACUCAACGUCUCUUAAGCUUAACCAAAAUCUCAUCACAAUCUUUAUCAAAUUGUCGCAUUUCAUCUUCAUCUCUUCAAUCACGUCACCCUUCCUUCGUCGCUAACCGCGACAUUGCGCCAGAGCCGGGAGAUUCUUCCAACGACGGUGUUUUGCGUCGAUUUUUACAUAAGCAAGCUGUUUUUAAUUCUGAACUCCGACCACCGCAUCCAGGUGGUUCCGAUGGCCUUCUCCAGAAACUCCGGGAGAUGGACAUUGCGAGAAACCGGAUCCGGUUAGAUGGAUUAACUCCGCCGGAGGCGGAAAUGGAGGUGGCAACGGAGGAAUUGAAAUCGACAGCGGAAGAUGUGAGGAAGUUGUUGAGAGCGACGCAAUUGGAAGCCGUGAAAUCGAAGAUUCGGAUGAUUCAGCAGAGUUGUGUAACGUAUUCGGAGUUUGUUGAAAUGUGUGGUGAGAAUUGUUCCGAUCAGGAACAAGCGAAGAAGAUUGCGAAGAUUCUAGAUGAUUCUGCAACUGUGAUUAUCUUAGGCGAUGUCGUUUUCCUCAAACCUGAACAGGUAGCAAAAACAAUCCAGGCUCUAUUUCCUGUACCAGCACCAAAGCCAAACGAGGCAGAAACAAAAGAACUCGAAGAAAUGGAGAAACAGAAAGCAACCAUCGACAGCAGAGCUCACACAAUGGCUCGCCGUGAGCUCUGGGGAGGGCUUGGCUUUGUGUUGGUGCAAAUAUUAGCAUCCAUGAGGCUCACAUUUUGGGAACUUAACUGGGAUGUAAUGGAGCCCAUAUGCUUCUAUGCGACAUCUAUGUACUUCAUGGCUGGCUACACAUUCUUUCUCAGAACAUCAAAAGAACCUUCCUUUGAAGGUUUCUAUCAAAGCCGUUUCAGCACUAAGCAGAAGCAAUUGAUGAAACUUCACAAUUUUGAUAUUGCAAGGUAUAAUCAACUCAGAGAUGCUUCACCACCAGCACCCUCUUCCGAGUUGAAUUCAACUAUUGUUCACCCAUUGAAUCAAUUUCAUAGAAAUAUUUGACCUGUAUUCGUUGUUUCCGAUUACCAGUAACAAAAAUCGUAGUAAAAAGAAAGUCAUACAAUAUGAUUACGAUGGUCAGGUAGAAUUAGGCGCGGCUUUAUGUACGAUAGUUACAGAGUCAUAUUUGUUUACAAUUUUGUUAUACAACACACUAAACCUUUUUAAACAACUCAUUCAAUACUUUGCAAUCACCUGGGGCUUAAGUUCUUGGGUGAAUUCUAAGA
Medicago truncatula (barrel medic) is the source of this 1350-nucleotide messenger RNA. RefSeq names its product calcium uniporter protein 2, mitochondrial. The transcript is spliced from 2 exons. Gene Ontology annotation, molecular function: uniporter activity; calcium channel activity. The record is from RefSeq and is a predicted model, not a curated record. Gene Ontology annotation, cellular component: uniplex complex. Gene Ontology annotation, biological process: mitochondrial calcium ion homeostasis; calcium import into the mitochondrion. Lineage: Eukaryota; Viridiplantae; Streptophyta; Magnoliopsida; Fabales; Fabaceae. The coding region runs from base 77 to 1126 and encodes 349 amino acids.